Molecule: messenger RNA, 960 nt
Organism: Puccinia graminis f. sp. tritici CRL 75-36-700-3
Lineage: Eukaryota; Fungi; Basidiomycota; Pucciniomycetes; Pucciniales; Pucciniaceae
Exons: 3
Coding region: 1-960 (319 amino acids)
Source: RefSeq, a predicted model, not a curated record
AUGAAGCCGCCUGCUGGCCUUGCCGAAGCUCUCCCUCAGUUUCCUAGCGUAUUAGACCCCGUAGGACUGCAAGUCGAACUGGUUGCUUGGUCUCAGCGGGUGCAAUGGGCCCACACCCACCUCGUGCCCCGUGUGCGUAAAUCUGAGGGGAUGUUCCAGUACAUCGAACGCACUCAUCUUAAGGAGCAUUUCAACAUCUUCUUGUUUGGAAUGCCCCUUUCCGAUCGCGAGGCACUCAUGACCUCUCUAGUUGACACCUUCAUGCACAUUUAUACGCUUAAUCACCCGAUCAUCCCAUCCGACAACCCGUUGCCAAAAUUGCUGAUUGAGUUUGGAAUGCCCAAAGUGCUUUACACCAGUUUAGAACAAUACUAUAUGCGCAAGAAGCCGGCGCCUAUCGUCUUGGGGGAUACCUUGACUGGCGUCAUUCGCCCAGCGGUGGGCCACUUGAUGGAUUUGGAUGCUGAGGAUGAUUGGCGAGCCGAAGGCCCACCUCCCACGAACUCACUCGAGGGCGCUUCAGCGACACCAGGCACUUUGAAGGCGACUCCCAAUCCCAUCCAAGCCCACUCUCCCACCUCUCCCACUGAGAGCGACCUCGCUUUGGCCGUUCAAACACUGGCCCCCAGUUCCACCGACGACGAGAUGACUCACAUCAGCAAAUGCACUGCUGGCAAACUGGUGGUACUCAUGCGCGGCAUUCUUGAGCGUAGUGUGGCACUGCAAGGGUGGUUCGACUCGCAGAAGAACAACGACCACAAGCAGUUUUGUAAGGCACUACUCACGGAAUCGCACAGACACGACCGUGCGGUGAACGAGUUGCUCAGUAAGCGCCAUUACCAACUUAAGGACCAGGGACUCCAAUUGGCCGAUGCCUUCAACGAGAUCAACAAGUUAAAUUUGGCGGUGGCGCAGAUGGCGGAUGACUUAGAUAUUCCUUACCAACCAGCUGCGAACUAA